AUUCAAUCUUCCGUAUCCGUAUUUACAGACAAGGUUCGGCGAAUGAUGUAAUACAACGCGAAAUACCAACUGCAUAACAUGCUCUACGUCGGUAAACAGUAAACACAUUAAAAAUAUUCGAAAUCGCCAGAUUUAUGUAAUAAUAACUAUUAAUUAAUACAAUAGAACUGUGGUUUUAAUACCCGCCCGCGUUGUGUUUUCUUGGAUAUCAUAACCUUUGCUUUAGCUCUCUCAGACAAAGCAAACUCCCGAGCAGCAAGUGCAAAAUUUCUCAUAAUGCGCAAUUUCUAAAGACGCAAAGCUGCGUUUGAACUAAAUUUAGACGAAUUGAGAAAAGAAGAUAGAUAGUUAAAUCAUCAAGUCACUGCGAUCGAUAGUGAAUUAUGUGAAGGAAGAGUGCGUUAAAAAAGUUGUAGAUAUGACGUGGAAAAGGUUCAAUAAAUAUUUUAAUGAUUACUGCGAACAUUCUAGUAUUAUUGGAUGCAAUUAUGUGGCAGAGAAACGGUCUAGGACUGAACGAGUACUAUGGAUCGUCCUUAUUGCCAUAGCAAUAGCUCUAUCAGUUUACUUUAUUUUGGAACAAUACGAAAAAUAUGAUGAAAAUCCAUUUAUAGUUAGUUUGGCAACGAGGGAGAGGCCCAUAUAUACCAUACCAUUUCCAGCUAUAACCAUUUGUCCGUUCACAAAAGCAGACAAGAAUAAAUUUAACUACACAAGUGUUCUUAAUAGACUUUGGGACAAUGAAACAGUUUCUCCAUUUGAAAUGCAAACCGCCCAAUAUAUGUCAUUGGUUUGUGAAGACAAUAGCAUUGAUGAUGAGGAUACCAUUAACACUCAUUUGUUAAAAAACGAAACUUUUACAAAUCAUUUCUAUGAAAGACUUGAUGAGAUUGAAACCUUAGAAGAACUGGUAGAUGACUUUAACUGUGACUUCAUGGGCGACAAUGUAGCUUCUUUUAAUUGCACUAAUAUUUUUACUCCAAUAAUCUUGGAUGGAGGUAUAUGCUAUACCUUUAAUAUGUUAAACAGAGAAGAAAUCUUCAGACCUAAAGUGUACCAGUAUAUGCAUACCCACGAAGUAAGCUUGGAACCUAAAAGUAGUUGGAGUGUCGACGAUGGAUAUUCUGAAGGUAGUGGAAAAAAUGCUUAUCCAAGACGAGCGCUACAAUCAGGUGCAGAUAAUGCAUUGCUAGUGAUGUUGUUAGCAAAAUCUCAAGAUAAUGAUUAUAUAUGCAAUACCGAUGUUGGAUAUAGUAUAUCGGUCCAUUUACCGAGUACCAUUCCACAGACAAAAAAGGAUUUCUAUAUUCUUCCACUAGACACAAAUUCACAAAUCAUUCUUCAGCCAAAUUUAGUCACAACAUCCAACGCUGUCAAAAAAUACAAGAUAGAGGAUAGACAAUGCUUUUUUAGUGACGAGAGGAAUUUGGAAUAUUUCGUAACCUACACUCAGGAAAAUUGUUUUCUCGAAUGUCUCACAAAUUAUACUUUGAACAAAUGUGGAUGUGUAAACUUCUUCAUGCCUCGUGAGAAUACAACUAGCAUUUGUGGAAACUCAAACAAAAAAUGCCUUGAUGACGCAGAAAAUGAAAUAAAAGUCGUCGAAAUAGACGCCCUUCUUGGAAAGGGCGAAAAAUCCCGUUGCAACUGCCUUCCACUUUGCAAUCAACUCAAAUAUCAAGCCACUACAUCCAGAUAUCCUUGGAAAUGGAAAGAGUUUUUCCGUGCUCAUAAAAAAUUGCAACAAGCGUUAAGGUACGACGAAAACGAUCUACAUAAAUGGCACUACUCUUCGCUGAAGAUCUUCUUCAGCUCCGAUCAGUUCCUACCAUCCGAGAAAAACGAGUUAUACGGAAUAUUCGACUUUAUCUCAAACUUCGGAGGACUCUUAGGACUUUUUACCGGCUUCUCUCUUUUAACUGCGGCUGAAAUUGUCUAUUAUAUAACUAUUAGACUGUGGUAUAACAAGAAAUUGUAUAAUGACAUAUCGGGACCACCAGACGAAGAUUGAUUUUAGUUUUAGUUAUCUAAGAUUAAGUUGUUAAACUCGGUUCGCUCAACUGAAAUUCAUUUUGACAGAUUCAGAGUAGGAAACAUACACAACACAAAAAUUUCUUCCUCGCACUAUUAACAGCUGAAAUAAACUUACUCUUUCAUUAAAAAAGAAGAAUUAUUGGAAAUAGUGGGAGUGUAUACUAAAUUCGUACAAUUUUGUGGAAUUUAUUUCCUCAAAAUUAUUUUUAUUUUGUACAAUAAAUAAUUUUCGCAUUUGUUAUCAAUACCUUAUAUUCAGGUUUAAAUAAAUAAUUGAUUGCCUUAGAUUUAUGUCGGUUAUAUUAUAUUAAUAGAUAAUACUGGCUAUGGUUUUUAUUUAGCACCUGUAUUUGGUUUUAUAGUAAUUAGUCAUUUCCAGCCACGUCUAGUCUGUCAAAAUGUAACUAAAUUCGCAAAAAUAAUUAUGUACUAAAAUUACUAGACAGUUGUGUCUCAGAUUAGCGAACCGACUAUAUUGGUGAUACAUAAUUGAUAUUUUUUUAAUUUGUUGUUUGGUCAGACACAAAAUUUGAGGAUGGAUUGUUGAUUAAUUUUGACAAAUUAAAAUUACUGAAUUAUUAGAAA
Messenger RNA from Diabrotica virgifera virgifera (western corn rootworm), 2619 nucleotides. Its product is annotated as pickpocket protein 28. The transcript is spliced from 10 exons. Gene Ontology annotation, cellular component: membrane. The coding region runs from base 419 to 2011 and encodes 530 amino acids. Gene Ontology annotation, molecular function: ligand-gated sodium channel activity. The record is from RefSeq and is a predicted model, not a curated record. Gene Ontology annotation, biological process: sodium ion transmembrane transport. Lineage: Eukaryota; Metazoa; Arthropoda; Insecta; Coleoptera; Chrysomelidae.